UAUCUCACAACGGUUCUCCUGGAUAGGCACAACGAGACACAAGUGGGAGACAUUGGGGACAACAUGGGGCCCAUUGUAUGAGCCAUGAAGGAGAGAAAUCAAUGGGAAUUGAGGGCAGUGUAAACCCAAUCCAAAUCUGUAAAAGAAAGUCCACGUUUAGCUUCUCCUGUUGACCCAUGGUUCUUCUACACCAAAGACUCACUUACCAAGCUUUUAAAACACUGUGUUUAAAAAGCAAGGGUACAAUUUCCGUGAAGAGAAAACCAAACUUGGCAAACAAAUUAAAGAAAAAAAACAACAACAAUGUUGUUGUGUUCAGUGCUUCAAGAUUGACCUUAUUAUGAGCACCCUGGUUAGUCCUCUUUGGCUCCAUGUCUGAUGGGGUUGACUGUUCUGGUUUUGGCCCAAGACCUGAUGUGGGUCAGUGCUAGAUGGAUGACUGGGUAGCUGGCAGCGGAUUUGGGGGUCUGGACUGUGUUUCCUGGAUACAAUUGAGGCUCAGUGUUUUCAUCACUCCACUCUUCCACUAUUGAUUGUGAUUUGUGAUUGUUGCCGUGUUAUUGGAGAAGAGACAGAAAGCUCCCUUGUUGUCCUUCUUCGUCACUAAUUAGUGCAAGAUACCUGCAGGGCUGCACCAAUUGUUCUUGACAAGUCAUUCAAUUGUACGUCCAACCUUCUCCUAAUAGCUUUUUAUUGCCAGCAAAAUACUGCAUUUUCUUGCUUUUGGCUGUUUAGAAGAUUCAUGUUCAGUUGUACAUCAAGUGAUUGAGUCACUUUGCUUUUAUGCACCAAGAGGCCUGUUAAGGGGAAGGAAGUGUCUCCUCUCCAUUGUAGAUAACCAAGUUUUAUUACCCUGCCAAUAUAUUAAUUGUUCUUAUUGUGUUUUGACAUACAGUAUUCAGUCUGGAUUUUUUAUGAUGGUUAUACAUUGUGGCAGUUUUGUGAUCAGUUUCCCUGGUUAAAAUAAGCUUUUCAUAAAAAUCUCCAUACUGGAGGAAAACAUUCAAGUAACAUACAAAUAACGUAUCUACAGUGCCAUAUUUACAUUGCAAAAGUAAAAAAAUAAAUAAAUAAAAGAACACUAGACCACCUACAUUUUUAUGUAUAGAAUUAUAAUGUUUGUGUGAAAUAACUUCUUAUAUGUUUAUAAUUAGUUACUAGAUUAUACGUUCAAUUAAGUUAUUAUAUUUACAUUUAUUUACAUUACAUUUACAUUUUUUUGUGCUCUUUUAUACUGUAACAAGUUGACAAGUUUGAUCAAUAUUUCCGUUGUUGAAUGUAUAGCACAUAUGUGGGAGGGUAAAGUUUCAAUCCAAUUUCUUAUUUCACUUACAGAACGAAAUAUCAGUACUACUCGGUGAUUUUUUAAAAUAUUUGUUUGCAGGUAAACACUGUGGUGGAGUAAUGGUCUUGUUUUAAACUGUGGUGGUUCUCUGCUUUUUAAUUUAAAAGAACCACAAAUAGGUCACUGGCGCUAUUGGGUAAGCAAACCCUGUAAUUGAAUUACUGCAAAUAAACACGCUUUCUGCCGUACUUCCUGUAGUGCGGUAGCAAUAAUUGAUGCAGUGUGGAGAGAAAGUACCGUUUGUGUCUUACAGACCACUUGUUUUUCUCCUCACAUAUCAGGCUUUGUGGCUAUUUGACUGCUCUCUGACAUGCUGACAUGUUUUCAUGUUUGCCUCUGUUGUUGUGUUGAGCCAUGCCAACCCUGCAGAGAUGGGAAUUCUUCACAUCGCUGAUAUGAUUUAGAGAACAUGUGUGCUUGUGUGUGUGUGUGUGUGUGUGUGUGUGUGUGUGUGUACUCAUUCACACAGGAAUGUUUCACUCUUCUGUAUCUCACCUUGGACUGAAACGAACUGGCUAUAUUAAUGUAAAACAAUACUGUGGGAAGAUUCUGCAUAUACAGAAAUGAUGUUUGUUGUUAAGAAUAACCAGACUGGACCAAGAGGCAUUCAAUCAGAGAAAACACUACGAACUGUACACAAAAAGGUGUUUGUGUAGUAUCGAUUGGUCGUGUCUGCAGGCUUAGGUUAAUAUUGAUAUUCUUGUGUAAGUAAGCACAGCCAUGCAGUAAUCUCACAUAGAAGCUGCUAUUUAAAAGACUCAGUGGCCUGAAGCAAGGCCAUGAUGGCAUGGCUCAUGAAGCUCCACUCUUUUGCUGUGUGUAUGCCCAGCCUCCCCUCCAGAAACAAAGCAUCUGUAUGACUGGACUGACAAGACAUUUCACUCUGUUCGCUGUUAUUUUAUGAAUAUACACUGAAAAUUCCAUAGAUGUGCUAGCGAUUAGCAUGAGGAAUUUUACACGCCGAUUUCAAACACCUCCAAAUAUGACAAUUAAAUAAGUAACUAAGAUGUGCAUUCCACUUUGACAGUUUAUAUCGCAUAAAGCAUAAAAUACUUACAAUCAAACACUUUGUAAGGCUAAACAACAUACAGGACUGGCACAUUCAACAUCUUAGGCAGGAGAUUACUAACAAACCUCUUCAUCUAUGACAACGGGUUUCAAAUAACACUACAGAGUGUUGUCGCCACCUAUAGUAUUAAUAGACGACACCCCGCUGCAUAAAAAUCUCCUGAAGAAUAAAAACAGAAGAUUGCGACCCACUGAAAAGGGGUCCGUUUUGCAUCCCACCAGUUGAGAAUCUCUAGUCUAAAGGCCUUAUGCGCCAAAGAGAGCAUUACAGAAAUGUUACCUGUGCCAAGGAAGUUUGUUUGUGCGCAACAUUCUGGGGAUGAUUUUUUUUUGUGAUGGUACGUAUACCUUCAAGCAUGGUCACAUUACUUACAAUUUGGGGGAUAAUCUAUACAUUGAUGACAUCAUAAAAUAUGAAUAAAUUAUGAUUAAGCUAGAUCUGAUCCAGAUUUGGCAACAACAUAGAUGGAAAAUAAUGGAAAAAAAAUAAUGAUUAAAUAAUACUAAGAAAAUAUCGAGGAAAAGGCUUCUUGAGACGUCAUCUGUACUUCUGUGUAGAAGGUGUCGGACGUUUCGCUCCUCAUCCGAAGAGCUUCGUCAGCAAACUAAUAAGUGCUGGUAGCUUAGGCCUUAAAUACAGUAAGAGUGGGCGGAAUUGGUGUGCCAACACCCUCCUCCUAUUGGUUUGUUACACUAAGCCUGGGCGGAGCAGUGGUAUAAUCCUAUCCUGUUAUUCACACCUACGAUAAAAGGGAAGUGUCGCUCCCUGAAUUGGGUAUGAACGACUCUGAUACUGGCUUGUUAGCAUCUAUUGUUCUGGCUCGGCCCUGCCUUCACCUCAUUUGCAAGACUAAGAGCUGUGGGUUUUGGUCUCAGUAACCUGCUGAACAGGUUCAUACCCAAUAGCUUAGAAAAGGCCACUCUUAAAUUAGCAGAUUUAAGGAACCACCUCAGAUUUAAUCUUAGAUGCAGGCAGAGUAGGUUAAUCCCCAAAUGCAUGAGGCAAGCGUCCCUUGAGCAAGGACACUUGGCAAGGAAAAUGCAACAAAACUACAUCAGAAAAAUACAGAAUUUGAGAAUUAGGAGACUUAACAUAGAGAUAAAAAAUAAACAGUCUGAAGUAGAAACCUUCUAUCAGAGAUUGCAAACCAAGCUUACGCACGAAACCUAUCAGGAGGUUUGUGAAUUUACCAAAUCAGGUUAUAUGAAGCACCAUAGCAAAACCAAAGAAAGGCAUAAGGGAAAAUUCCAGAAACUUCUAUUGGAAAAUCGACCACAGCUUGUCGUAAACACUAAGGAUGGGGGGAAUCAGUCCAAUACUAAAGAAAAUUGGAUCAAAAAUCUGUCAGACAGAAGCCUCUCGGAGACAGAGAAGGCAGUAUUAACCAAGGGUCUCAACUUCUCAGUGACUCCUAAAACGAUACCCACAGUAGACUAUAUCACAGCAGCUGAAUCGGCCAUCAGGAACAAUAACCUUUCUAGAACAGAGGCAGGGGACCUUCGUCUGAGAAUAUCGGCCCUUCUCAGUAGUGCCAAACCACCACCGUCCAAUAUCACGUUAGGUGAGAGGAAAGCAUUAGCGGCUCUGCAGAAAGAUGAGAGCAUCACCAUCUUACCAGCUGAUAAGGGCAGAUGCACAGUGGUUCUCAACACAUUGGACUACGAAGAAAAAAUAACAAGUCUAAUUAGUGAUGCCAACACAUAUGAGCAACUUAAAAGGGACCCAUCCAGUAGGUAUAAGAAAGAAAUCAUACACUGUCUCCAAAAGUUAGAGAAGGAAGAACUAAUUGACAGACAGAUGUAUCAUAGGUUAUACCCUGGGGAGGCUACACCAUGUAUCUAUGGCCUUCCAAAAAUCCACAAGGAAGGGUUUCCCCUCAGACCCAUUGUCUGUAGCAUUGACUCUACCACGUACAAUGUAGCGAAAUAUGUAAAAACAGUCUUAUCCCCAUUGGUAGGCAACACUGAUCAUCAUAUAGAGAACACAAAAGGGUUUGUGGCGAGCAUCAAAGACCUCAGAUUGGAGCCAGAGGAAACUUUGGUGUCUUAUGAUGUGACUUCACUUUUCACAUCUGUCCCCACCUCAGCAGCAGUCUCGGUGGUGAGGAAGAGACUGCUCGAGGACUCAACUCUGCAUCGGAGAACAAAACUUAGUGCUGACCACAUCUGCCAAUUACUGGAAAUUUGCCUUAACACCACAUAUUUUCAGUUUAGAGGGAAAUUCUACAGACAAAUUCAUGGUUGUGCUAUGGGCUCACCAGUCUCACCCAUAGUGGCGAAUCUGUACAUGGAAGAGAUGGAGAAACAGGCUCUCACAUCCUUCUCAGGGACAAAACCAAGGCAGUGGUUUAGAUACGUGGAUGACACCUUUGUCAUAAUCAAAAAACAAGAAAUUCAGUCUUUCACAGAUCACAUCAAUGCGGUGGACACCAAUAUCAAAUUUACUCGCGAGGACACUAAAGAAAACCAACUAGCCUUCUUAGACUGCAAGGUAAUUAUAGGAAAGGACAGACAGCUACUUACAGAGGUCUUUAGAAAGGCCACACACACUGACCAAUACCUGCUUUUUGAAUCAAACCAUCCACUACAACAUAAACUAGGGGUUAUUAGGACCCUCCAACAUAGAGCGGAACAAAUACCAACUAGUGCUGAGGGAAAGAAAAAGGAGACACAACAUGUCCAGAGAGCGCUCUCAACCUGUGGGUACCCACGGUGGGCUUUUAACAAAUGUCAAAAGAAGAGAGUAGGGAAAGAAACCCAAAAGCCCACAGAAGCAAAAAGGAGAGGAGUGGUAGUCCCUUAUGUAGCGGGGGUCUCCGAAAAACUCCAGAGGAUCUUAUGGCAACACAAAAUUCCUACCUAUUUCAAACCAGUAAAUACCCUGAGACAAAAAUUAGUGCAUCCUAAAGACAAGGCUCCAAACCAGAAACAGAGCAAUGUGGUCUAUUCCAUCCACUGUAAAGAUGAGGAAUGCAAAGAGCACUACAUUGGGGAAACUAAGCAAAUGCUCCAAAAAAGGCUUUAUCAACAUCGCAGGGACAAUGCUAGUGGUCCUCAAUCAGCAGUACAUCUACACCUGAAAGCUACCAAUCACUCUUUUCAGGACAGCGAGGUUAAGAUUUUGGCCAAAGAAAACAGAUGGUUUGAAAGAGGAGUAAAGGAAGCUAUUUUUGUCAAACAACAGAACCCAUCAUUGAAUCGGAAUGGUGGUUUGAGGUUUAAUUUGGACCCUGUGUUCAGCAGGUUACUGAGACCAAAACCCACAGCUCUUAGUCUUGCAAAUGAGGUGAAGGCAGGGCCGAGCCAGAACAAUAGAUGCUAACAAGCCAGUAUCAGAGUCGUUCAUACCCAAUUCAGGGAGCGACACUUCCCUUUUAUCGUAGGUGUGAAUAACAGGAUAGGAUUAUACCACUGCUCCGCCCAGGCUUAGUGUAACAAACCAAUAGGAGGAGGGUGUUGGCACACCAAUUCCGCCCACUCUUACUGUAUUUAAGGCCUAAGCUACCAGCACUUAUUAGUUUGCUGACGAAGCUCUUCGGAUGAGGAGCGAAACGUCCGACACCUUCUACACAGAAGUACAGAUGACGUCUCAAGAAGCCUUUUCCUCGAUGGACAACUCCUGUACGACUGAGAGCCUACACAGACACUAAGAAAAUAUCUAAGAAUUAUUAUUACUAAAGGAAAAUUGCGCUUUUUUGAUAUUAGUUGGUAGUUGACCGUUUCAGUUUAUUGCGACAACCUUCUACUAUACACGCAUGAGGCAUGAUUUAUAACCUAGCAUUAACUUUUCCAAACUCACAGAGGUUAAAAAGAAGUGGUUUGACUUAAAAUAGACAAAAAAAAAGAUUGGACUGCACCGGAGGGAUCUGGAGGAAACGGGAGGGGGGCCAUCAAUCAGAAACCAAACCAUUUCGGAAACUCUAGAAAAUAUUUACACAAUCAUGAUGGAAAAAUAAAGUCAAAAUACAUAGUUUGUGUGUGACAAUUUAUUUUUUCUGUGGUUACAUUUGAUUAGACGCUGCCUAAUUAAUACAGCAGCCCCGUGCUUUGGCUCAAGACGUGGCUGGGGGCGCAUGUCGUUAUCUGGGGGUGCUACGUGCGCAAUAGGCACACCACGUUUCAUUGCGAUGUUAUUCUGAUGAUCCUGCACACCUGCAAGAACAGAGAGGGAAGCCUGAAGCCUGAAGCAGGACAUCAAAUAUUCGUCGCUUUCAGCAAAUAAAUCUAAUGGUCCCUUUACAUUCUCUCUCUGUGCAGCGCACGUCCACCCAGCUACUUUUUUUUUGAUGAAUUGGGAUUUGAAUAUAUAUUUAUCAAUGGAGUAUAUUUUAGUUGUUUUGAUGAUACAUAAUUGUUGGGAUAUUUUAUUUGCACUACAUUUUUUGGGAUCAGGUUGCAAAAUCCAUCAUGAGGGCGAUUGCGCAUUGAAAGUGCAAGCUGUGCUUGUGCGUAAGAGUCCUCCUGAGCGUUCAUAGAAUUUGUUUUUAGAUCUAAGAACUGUGAGUUAAGAACACGUUUCGUGAAUGCCAAAAAUCUUCGUAAGAAGGCUUUAAGAACACAUUUGUGCAUAAGAACGUUUCGUGAAUGAGGCCCAAUGUUAUUAUUUUUUUCUUCUGCUUCUUAUUAAACUUAUUUAAAUCAAGUUUAAUCUGGAUCUGAUCCAGAUUGGGCAGCUAAGUAAAUUUCAUGUGACAAAUCCCAUGUCAAUCUCAUAUUUGUUGUAAUCAUGUAGCCUGUUAUUACACACUUGGAUCCCGAUAUAAUUGUGAAUCUGUCAAGCAUUACCUCUUUUUAGCUAGUAAGAUAUUUAUUUGCUCAUUGAUUUAGCAGGUGAUAAAUUAGUGAAAGCCUUGUAAGAGGUCUUGGUUGCUACAGUUUCCUUCUCCUCCAUCAUUUCCCUGUUCACUCCUUUUUCUCAUUUGUUACCAUCCCUCCUUUAUGUUCCCCUGUCUGUGUCUCCCUUGGAGACCCAGAGGAAUGCUGAUGUGGGCAUGUUUUUAUCCCAUCUUUCCUCAGUCCCCCUGCUCUCUCCUUCCCCUAGAAUAUUUUUUUUUACCUCCUCUCAAAUCUCGCUCUCCGUCUGUCUCUUAUAUUUCGAUCCAAUCCAGCUGUUUGACCUCUGAAGGUUGAUGGAGGGAGGGUUGCACGUUGGAGGAGACAAAGAGAACGUUUUUUUUGGAGGGUUUUGGUGGUAUAGAAUUGGGGAGUGGGGAUGAGAAAAGAUGUGCUGCAUCUUCUGAGGGUAUUUCAUCAUUCGAAGGCAGGAUUGAUUGAACGCAUAGAGGAGAAAAGGUGCUGGUGGAGAUAAUGAGGGUGAGUUUUGGAGGGAGAUUUGCAGUAUGGAUGUGAAACACAAUCACUACUACUUCCAAAUGCAGUGGACGCAACUCAGUUUUCCCAUAAGAAAUAAUAGAAAUAGGUUCGAGUUCCGCGCUGUAACCUAACCUUGUGCACAAAAGCUUGUCUUCCAGGUGCUUCUCUGCCUCAAGGUGACCAAACACAAUGGAGUAAUCGUGAGAUUGAAAGUUAUAUUAUACUGCGUCUGUCUGUCUACAGGUAUAGAUACAGUAGAUGGCUAGAUGUGAAGAAAGAAAAAAAAACACAAUAGCCGGGAAGACAAUUCAGAUAAGGUUGGAAGCGACAAAGGAGAAGGAGGACAGAAAAAAAGGAAGGAGUGGCAGGUGGGGUCUUGGCAGGAUAGCCACAUGCGCGAUUUCAAAUGGAAACAAAAUCCUCCAUGAUUGAAGAGAAAAUACUACAUGUUAUUUAAGGAUUUUGCUAGUCUUUGUCAAUCUUUCUCUCUCCUUCAGUCACUUGAAGGUCAUUCAGGAGGUGUCGUAUCUUUGUGUGUGUGUGUGUGUGUGUGUGUGUGUAUGUGUGUGUGUGCGUGCAUGUGUGGGCGCGCGCGCGCGUGUGUGUGUGUGUCAGCAUGUGGAUUUAAGAUUAGCCCAUUGCUGAUGAUAAGGUCAUCUGUCUGCUUGGGUAUAUGAACCAAUAUAUGAGUGUCAUUAUAUUCCCCCAUUCCAUCACAUUCUUCCCAUAAUGCAGUGCUUCUCAAGUAGAGGGGCAGGCCUCCCUGGGGGGGCCACGGUGAACUGUCAGGGGGAGCGUGAGAGGCAGGGAGGACUUUCAAUAUUAGUCCAGACCUGCCAACAUGUAUGAAUUUGUUGUACUCAGCAUGCAAUUUGACUUAAAUAUGCUUGUAUGCUUCACUGCUCUCCAUUUUGUUGCAUUUGUCUGGUUUCAGUUUUCAGUUCAAUCUGUACAGAUAAAUAAAAACAUUUUAUAGAGUUUCGCAAUAGUAUUUCAAAUGGGGAGGGAUUUCUGGGCAUGACAGAAAAUAAUUGAAAACCACUGCCAUAGUUCAACAGCCAAGAACUCUGCCAUGGAUUUGUACAAUAGAUGAGGCAGUUUUUGGUUAAUGCAGUAAGAAAACUAUUUACAGUCGUCCCUCCCUCCAUUGUGGUUCGAACAUCGCUCCCUCACUAUGGCCACCAUCAGGCAGAAGUGGUUGGAGUGGUUGGAGUUGCUGAUUCCUGGCCAGUGAGAGAAAAAUAUGCUCAUCUGUCAACGGCAUUUUACAUGGGACUGUUUUGUGAACAUGGACCAUUACGAAGCUGGACUAUCGGCCAAACUGUUGCUGAAGUCUGAUGCCUUUCCAACGUUACGUUGUUUUGUUGAAGAGUCAGAAGAGCAAGCUGUAAGUAACAAUUUUGUCCUUACUGUGUUUAUUUUGUGUAAGUAAUCGGACGAAAGCGGUUGCCUUUGUAGCAUUAUAGAGUGUGCAUACAGUGUGCGAGCGGAGCGAGUGUGACCAAUCACAGCGGAGUGGGCUCGGCGGGAAGCAUGCCUGGAGGAGGGCUUGGGGUGGAGUAAAUUACACAGACCGUUUGGGCGGGAGGCAGGAAACCCAAGGAAACAGUGCAGGAAGAGGUGCAAAGUCUGGAAGAUCUUGAAAGCUUUCUGCGGGUUAUUGUGCCAGAGGUCAAUAAAAAGGCCAGAAAAUGAGUAUAAUAGGUCUUCUUUAAACAAAUGUUACGUAUUCUUGGCCUAAAUUAAGCAUUGUUAAGCAGAAAAAUUAGGCCUGUCAUGAUAAUCAAUAAAUCAAUUACCGUAAAGGGGGGGGGGGCAUUUUUGUUCAUAAAUGCUUGCCAACUCUUUCAUCUCAAAUCAACAUGUGUAAAGGUACUAAGCAAUUUCAAAAAGAAGAAGAAAGGAGAAAUCUGCCGUCCAUCAAUUCAUCUGCAAUGGAAUUACAUAAUGCUGCAUUGCUUCAGUGUGAAUUUGAAUAAACUCCAACGUUUAUUCAAGCAUACACAAGCAUUUUCAGCAACUGUACAGCAGAGAGCGCUAAAGUCAAAGCAACUGUCUGACCCACAGACGGCUUCCCAAAUGCGCUUCUGGUCAAUUUCUCCCUGUAUUUAUAGCCAAAUUCUGGCGUCCACAAGCGUCCACGAACUUGCGUCUAGCGGUGCCAAACUUUGACUGGGCGUUGUUAGAGUGGUGAUGAACUUUGCCGUGGCGGAAAAUUGGCUGCUUGUAAUAUUUUGUGCAGCUCAAAACUUUCGGAGCGGUAGGAGGGACCAUCAGCGGUGGCCGAGCGUAUACGGCUUUGCCUUAACGGGGUCCAACUUCUGUUAAACGGUGGUGAAUGAGCGGUGAUUAAAUUUUUCACCGCUCCAGGAACGCUACAGCAAAGUUCAGGCGGUGUGAGCGGGCUUGUAGUACGAGUGAUCUUCCGCUAAAGCGUUCGAGAAGCGUUGUCUGAUAUUAUUUUUUAGUCCGAGUCUGGUCACAGACCUGUCAUUGUGUAUAAACCGCAUCCCGAUUUUUUUGCUUCUUAAAGGUGGAAAAAAAGUGCGGUUUAUACACGGUGCUUUACGGUAAUUGAAUGAUAAAUAAAAGCGAAGUUGAUCAUUUUGCCGGCCUCGAUAAAUUGACACGUGCAUACGUGUCUCUCUCCCCCCUCUACCUGGUUGGAUGACAUAAGGGUUGGGCAAAGUAAAUAUAAACAAAACAGCACAAAAUGGUGCACACUCACAGACAGUAUCGUUCGCUACAUGUUAAGCCUUCCUGUUAAGGAAUAAUACCCAAUGUUUAUUAUUCAUUCAAGUGCAAUUUUCUUUACAGAGGCUUGAUACUCCAUUUUAUUUCUUGUUUUUAUUGUUGGGUGUGCUUUUUUUUUAAUAGAGACAGACAGAUAGGAUCUAUUUUUUUGUAUUGUUUUUGGUUAUGAUUGUGAUUUAUAUUUAAGUGCAGUUUUUGCUAAAAGAGGCCGAGAAUCCAUUUUAUCAUUUUAUUUUUUGUUGAAUUGAUUUUAUUUUAAAAGUUCUUGACUUUCCAAUUACAAUCUUAAACACUCUUGAGAAAUUUGCUAGGAUGUACUCGCAUUAUUAUGUUAUCAAAUGAAAAAUGGUCUGAAAAAUGUUGUCAAUAAUAUCGAUUAUGGACAAUAAUUUGUAGGACAAUUAUGGACCAGCAAAAUUUAUUAUCGUGACAAGCCAAAUAAAAUGUUCUAAAUGAGCAAAAAAUACAAAUACAGUUUCAGGCAAUACAACACCAUGUUUAACUGAAGUCUACACAUUAUUAUAGCCUUGUAGACACGGAAUAACACCCCUGUGGUCGUCUAUAUACUUGUAUUACCUAAUAUUGUAGACAAGCAAUAGUAAGACAUAAUAACUCACACGUUACGACACUGGGACACUCCUAUUUAUUUAUUCUCAACUUAAGAAUAAGUUAGAAGGACAAAGUAAGAAGCAAAAAACUUACCAUUGUCACACGGAACGGGAGGAGAACCUCUUUUUACUGUCAUGUCGUACUCUUCAUCCAUGAGUGACUUAAUGCCGGUACUGUAAUGUCUCAUUCUCACUUUACUGACGCCUAGUAGUGACCAGUAUACUAUAUAUGACUUGUCUUUCAGUUUUCUUUUAGGUCAUAAUCAGUCAUGAAACAUCAUGAAACAGCGAUUAAUUAAUUUCUGAAAAGUUAGUUAGAGAUAUUCAAACCGUGAUGUAGAGAGGGACGACUGUAAAUGUUAUAAUUGAGAUUUCAGUAAACAGUGCCCUGCUGCCAUGAAAUAUACAAAAUAGUGAUUAAUUCAGCUUUAUCAGUCUCUAAAGGGUUAUAAAGCCAUUUCUAAAACUUUGGGACUCCAGCGAACCACAGUGAGAGUCAUUAUCCACCAAUGAAGAAAACAUGGAACAGUGGUGAACCUUCCCAGGAGUGGCUGGCCAACAAAAAUUACCCCAAGAGCACAGCGACAACUCAUCCAAAAGGUCACAAAAGACCCCAUAUCAACAGAAAUGCAAGCCUCGCUUGCCUCAGUUAAGGUCAGUGUUCAUGACUCCACCAUAAGAAAGACACUGGGCAAAAACAGUCUGCAUGGAAGAGUUUCAAGAUGAAAAACACUGAUGAACAAAAAGAACAUUAAGGUUCGUCUAAAUUUUGCCGGAAAACAUCUUGAUGAUCCCCAAGACCUCUGGGAAAAUACUCUGUGGACUGAUGAGACAAAAGUGGAACUUUUUGUAAGGUGUGUAUCCCAUUACAUCUGGCUUAAAGUAGCUGAAAUGAGCUUGGGUUCUGCAGCAGGACAAUGAUCCAAAACACACCAAUAAGUCCACCUCUGAAUGGCUGAAGACAACAAAAUGAGGACUUUGAAGUGGCCUAGUCAAAGUCCUGACCUGAAUCCUUUUUCGACUAAUAAUCGGCCAUGGUUAACCACAAAACAACGAUCAUUUAUUAAUUAAUACAUUUUUGAAAAAACGCGACAGAGUGAGGGAGCGACGCUCGAACCGCGUUGUAGCGAGGGACGACUGUAAUACAUUAAAAGCAACAAAUUGCAAAGAAAAAGCAAGCAGAACACACAAGCAGAUCUUAUCUUUGGAAGCUCUCUGAAGUGAGGUCUAUGAGGUAUGCCGAAAUCUUGCGUGAUAUCAUUUGUUUUGAAUAAGUUUUGCAAAAAAAACACUGAAAGGUCAAAGAAAAAACAAAACAAAGAAUUUAUCCUUUGCUUGCAGUUCAAACUGUGAAGCUUUCUGCAACUUUUGAGGCAUUUUUUUAAUGAAAAUGGUGUUUGAAAAUUCUACUGUACUUCAUAUUUAUUUAACAUUAAUAUUUGAUAUAAUACGCCUAAAUGACAUAAUUUAAUAAUCAACAGGACCAAACGAUUUAAAACACAACCAUGAAGGAUUCAUAUUUGCUUGUUUUUGUGUACUUUACUAAGUGAUCUAAUUUUAAGGCUCUCUCUGUGUAGUUCACUAAUUCCAGAAGGAAACAGUUUCCUGUAAUGUCUGACUUCCAGGAAGUGUUGCCUAUUGUUUGGAGCAAGAUUAGGGAUGUGGGACGAGGGUAGCUGCAGGCUUUUCUAGGCAGCUUUUACAAGUUGUGAUGUUAGUUGUGAGGCUGUCUGGUGGGCAACGUAUUUGUUAAAAACCCAGAAAAACCCAAAUGCAAAUGUUUAAAUGCAUUAAAAGCUCACAUUGUCUUAACAUAAAGCUCCAGCAUGCAGGUCAUGACAUCAGUGAUUUCCUCGUGGUCCAUAAUUAAAGCUGUGCGUGAUGUCUCCAGGGGCAUGUGUGUUGUUAAAUGGGUCAGAGCAUCAAAGCAGCUGAAUUUUAACUGGGUCAGAGUGGUUGAUUGGACUGAAGAAGGUCUAUGCAGAGCAGAAUCGUAUGUGUCCAUCACGUCCCACUUCCUAUGAUCACGUGAUGAGAAUUUUAGUGACACUGUGAUGUGUCCCAAAAAGUCAGUACACCCUUCACGAGUCAGCAACCAUUGUUAUUACAGUAUCUUCCCAGGGGACGGUACUAUAUAAAUGAUACAUAGGUGUCCACAUUUUAUUUGGUAGAUAGAUAGAUACAGUCAAACUUGUCCAUAACAGCCACUAGAGGGAGUCUGCAAAAGUGGCUGCUAUAGACAGGUGGCCUCUAUAGACAGGUUGGCGUCCAGUUUGAAUGUUGACCAGUAGAGGAAAAAAAAGAAAAAAAGGGGGGGGGGGGAAUAAUAAUAAUGUUGACCAGUAGAGGGCACUGUGGGACUGCGGAUAAAAGUUGUACAGCACUACUAGGCUUGUUAUUAUCCACGACCCACAAAACAAAGCAGUGCUAGUAAUGUCUUACGCUUGUUUUUAAUAUUUUACUUUUUAUACGGCAGAGUGUCAUUACAGCUUUUGUUCAUCAGGAAGUGACGGGAAGUGACGGUGGGCGUCCCGAGCAGGAGAGCUAGGCUCAGUGCUAGCUGUGAGUUUGGAGAGAGUUGGGAAGUGUGUUUAUGUUGGCGUGGAUGUAAAGUCCUGCAGUGUUCUCCGCUGUUAAUAAAGCCAUUAAAGUGCAUCGGUGACAUGAGUCUCACCUUCCCCACAACAAGCGGCAUUACAGUAUUGACCAGUGCACACCAGGAAAUAAAUGGUGUCACUUGUUACAGGCAUUGCCUGGACAGCUAUGUAGUGGGGCUUGUUUAACCUUUGCCUUGUGGGCAGGCAGGAAGGAGAGACGAUGCUGAGAGAUGUGUGUGUGUUCUGAGCUGCUGUCUGGUGGCCACAUUCAAUAAAUAAAUUUGGCAGAAGCAACAGGAGAAGUUUCCUUCUUUGCUUCGGAGCUGAAUAACACUGACAAGUUAACAGACUAGUAGCGAACGGAAAAGAAGACUGCUUUUUUUUUGUGUCAAAUACAGAAGAUGAGGACUUUGAUGGAUUUGUGGAUGAGGAUUGAUGAAAAAUAACGUGAGUACAUUCUAAAAUACUUCAAUUAAGUACAACCGAACUCAGUUUUGCUCCCGCUGCCGCAUACAUGCUAGCGGAUGUUUUUUUUUUUAUUGUAGCGUCGCUGGGAGCACGUCCUGUUCCCAGUCUACUUUGCAGUAAUGUUUUGGUGCAAAUGCUCUUAAAGUUACAUGUUUGACCAGGAAAUAGCAAGCUCAAAAGAAGACGACUUUUUUAUGUGGAACAACUGACAGUUUGUGUGGAUCUUGUGAAUGAUUGUGACUGAGCUAGGACUCAGUAAUUAAAGUCUACACACGACGGCUUCAUUGAUUGAAAAACGAAACUUUUUCGUGCAUGCAGCUUCUACUUGAGUUGGUAAUUUGGCCGCUAUAUGCAGUCAGAUAUUGACCAAGGGAGACAAAAUGGGUGGCCGAUGGCCGCAUUGGACAGGUGACUGCUAUACACAGGGUCUAUAACAUGUAAAUUUGCUGCGGGGGAUUUUUCAGUGGCUGCUAUAGGCAGGUGGCCGUUCUAUAAAGGUGGCCGCUAAGACAGGUUUGACUGUACUUUAAUAAUCUCGAAGAGAAAUUCACAUUUCAACCGUAUUGCUAAAGUGUGAGGGUAUGCUCACUUUUAUGGGAUACUCCAUAUUGAGACAUUUUUGCUUGAGGGCUUUCUCACUUGCACACAGGCCAUACAUACAGUACAUGUACACACAUAUACAGUAUACUGUACAUGCACACACACACACACACACACACACACACACACACACACACACACACACACACACACACACACACACACACACACACACACACAGUGCAUCCAUUAAAAGAUGACUGGAGUGCAGAUUGUCUCACCUGCCUGGGGCACAGAUGGGCUCACUCAAAAGGUUCCAUUUGGGGUCCGUAUGGAGCUAUUGUGUCUGCAUAGAAAAUAACCACACAUUUCUUUUAAAGGGGGUUUAUCACACUGUACAGUACACCUCCUAUGUGUGCAGAAAGUGAUGGUCUAUUGAUUGUGUUACUUAUAGCCAUUAGACAUCCAAUGCUCCCCCACACCUCAGCUUUAGACUUCAUUAUGGGCUUCAGUGUCUUUCGUGUGUGUGUCAGAUUACAGUCUUUUUCAUUUUCGUAAAUGUGACCAAGUGAGCUUUCCAUAAAUUAUACGCCCCUGAUCAAAAUGUUAAAACCAGUUGAAAAAUUGCUAGAAUUUUCAUUUUGCACAUUUGGAUCUUAAUGAGGUUUUAAGUAGAGCUACAAUAUGCAAAAACAAGAAGGGAGAUUGAGACAAAAAGCAUUUUGAAAAAGUAAUUUAAUGAAAACAAAAAUCAGCUGAUCAAAAGUUUAAGACCAUCACUCAAAAAAUAAUAAAAAACUCUCCAAACCAGAACAAAAAAUGUUCUCAGUAGGACUCAGUAAUGAGUAGCUCCACCGUUCUUGUUAAUCACUUCAAAAAUUGGUUUAGGCAUCUUGAUGUGAGUGUUUCCAGGAGGCUAGUGGGAACAUUGCUCUAAGUGGUGAAGAUUGCUUCACGAAAGGCAUCAACUGUCUGGAACUGAUGGCCAUUUUUACAAACUUCCCUUGCCAUUCAUCCCCAAAUGUUCUCUAUGGGAUUUAAAUGAGGGGAACAUGCAGGAUGGUCCAAAAGAGUGAUGUUAUUCUACCUGAAGAAGUCCUUGGUCAAGCGAGCAUUGUGAACUGCAGCGUUGUCCUGUUGAAAAACCCAGCUGUUACCACACAGACGAGGGCCCUCAGUCAUGAGGGAUGCCUGCUGCAACAUCUGCACGUAAGCAGCUGCCGUUUGACGAUCCUGCACCACCUGAAGCUCCAGUGUCCCACGCAAUGAAAAAGCACUCCCCCUUCUUGCUUUUGCAUAUUGUAGCUCUACUUAAAACCUCAUUAAGAUCCAAAUGUGCAAAAUGCAAAUUCUAGCAAUUUUUCAACUGGUCUUAAGAUUUUGAUCAGGAGUGUACAUGGUUGGUACUCUUACUGACUAUAUGUACUGUAGUCUGUAAAUAGACAGGUAAAGAGAUGCUGUAGCAAGAAAGCAAGAAAACACAUAGCUGCAGCCAAGUCGAUAAUGUGGAGUGUAAUACUGCAGCAUUUACAGCUAAAGCACAGCCACAGGACAAAUCAGGAGUGUCCAUUUGCGGCCACGGCUGUUUUUUCAUCGCCCCUCGGCACAUUCUAAAAAUGCAAUUAACAAGAAAACUAAAAACACAGUAACAGCAAUAGCAAAAAUGCAAAAGUCAGCAGUUAUUUUACAAGAAUAAAGUAAAAACAUUAAAGAAAAAAGUAUUAAUCUAAUGAGAAAAAGUAAUAAUUGAACGAGAAUAACACAACAUUAUUACAUAAUUUUACAUAUUAUGACAUAAUUUUAGGAGCAUAUAAUAAUAUAAAAAUUAGUAAUUUUAAUAACUGUAAUUUUUUUGACAAUAAGAUUGGGGGAAAAGUUAUAAUAUUAUGGAAAUAAGGUGAAAAUAUCAUGGGAAUAAAAUUUACGAAGAUUGUUUAAGAAGAAAUUUGAAAAGCAUCAAUAGCGAGUCGAGCAGGUGCCAUGCAGUAGAAAACGGUAAUAUUGAGGUGUAAAAUUUGUAUAGGUGGGAAAAAAAUUACAACUGUUGGGCCUUGAUGGAGGUGUGGCACUCUACUGAGUGCCCUUUUAGUUCACUGACAGGUUACGAAAUGUCAAAAAAUAUGAAUAAAAUUACCCAAAAUGUUUUGUUCUGUUGUUUAAACAAAAGUGUGCACAUAACUAUUAGAUUGACAGCCUGGAUAUGACUACAUACACAAACACUAACAAUGUUCUGUUCAACAUGUUCUGAUAUUUCUUUUUUUUUGGCAUGUGAUGACUUGUUUAUUUCCAGUGGAUGAAAGCUUUCUAUUACAGUGAUGGAUGAAUGUUUGGGGCUUUACUUCAAUAUUAACUUUUGUAUAUUAAAAAUGUUAACUGUCACAUUGUGUGUGCUAGAGGCACAUAAUACACAAAAGCACACAUUGAAAGGCAAUAAUAGUAAUUCUACACUGCCAUCAUCAUCCUAUUCCCUUUUCUCUUUAUGUUCCUCCUUUGUUUGGAGUCUCCCUUCCUCCCUCCUCUCUUCUCUUCACCCACCCCCUUUUACAUUUUUCUUCCCGAUCUUCCCACCCCCUGUGUUGUGACAUCAUCACUGUGCUGCCGGCUCAUGUCGGGAACAGGAAGUGGAGACGUGGAAAAAGAGGCGGUGGCACACCUCCUCCUGUUGUUGCUAAUGCAGCCCCUGUUACUAUAGCUCCCCUAGAGGUGUUGUGUGUGUUGUUAUGGUUACCCUGCAGCUCGAUAUGCCAAUGCAGCUGGUAGGGGGAAGAGCUGUGGACUUUGAAAUGAUGGUUUAUGCCACUUUGCAUGGAACUUUGCAUUAAUAUCAGAUUAAAGUGACCGUGAAUGCACUUUCUAUCCCCAAAUUGUGUUUAUAUACCUGUUAAAGUGAGUUUUGAUGUUUUGAAUAGUUAUCUUUUUGCUAGAAUUGACACAAACCAGUGGCAAAAGACUGUAAGAAGGUGGUGUUAGAGGUGUUUAAAAAAAUGUGCUACUUUUCAUUGCUUUUUUUAUUUUAAAAUUUCGAAGAAACUGUUUUGCACCCUUUUCAAUGAUCUGGUAGCUUCUAACAUAAUCUACAGCAUUGAUUCUCAACUGGUGGGCCAAAAGGGAAUGUUGAUGUUAUAUUCAUGUUAUGUUGGAAAACUUCCAAGAGGUCCAGUAACAUUCUAUACAGCUCUACAUUUAUGACUGUGACUAAUGUUGGACAUGGGGAUUUUUGUCAGUAUGUAAGCGAUGAUUGAAAUAGCCAAAAAAUAAUCAUAUCUCUUUCUGAAACUUUGUACAGUCUUUUGCCACUGUUUGUGUUCUUUCCAACUAAGAUAUGCAUUCAACAAAUAAAAAUAAACUUGAACUCAAAAUGUAUGCAGUGUAAUAAUUUAUGAGUUGAACUGUCUAUUUUUAGGUGGUUUUCUAUUGGUACGAUUGGCUUAAUGUAAAAUAAAUGGGUUAUGCAAUAGUGAAGGGAGACUACUUGCUUGUUUGAAUGAGGCUUCAGAGUAGUUAUUUGUAACUAUAAGCCUUGCCUCAUCCAAAAUUCCAUGUAUCUGUUCCCUCAUUUAUAUUGUGCAUAAGCGAUUAUGUUCUCAUUGUUAUUUGUUUGUUCAUUAGAUACUGUAGUUACCGGGAUGAUAGAAAAACUAACCAACUGAUUUCCAAGAAAACUUUGUGGAAUGAUGCGACAUAAACCAGCAAAUUUUGGCUGACUCUAUUUGUUUACAUUCCCCCAGUGAGUAAUACAUUAAUCCUGGUGGCAGAUUUCAGGCAUAUUAACAUGUUUGGUGUACAUGUAUAUGUAAUACAGGAAAUCUGCACAAUUUGUAAGGUGAGAGGUCAUGAUGUUGCAUGAGAUAGGAAGUGGAAAUAGACAAAAAUAGUGUCCCUGCUUUGCAGAUAUAAAAACGUCCACUCUUGCUCCGGGAAAACAUUCUGUAAGAUGUUAGAGUGUGUCUUACGGAAUUUGUGUCCAUUCAUCCAGAAUAGUGAGGUCAGAGGUCGCUGAUGUUGAACUAGCUGCCUCACCAUCGCUCUUCUAAUUCAUCCACAUCAAAUUCAUCCAAGCAUGCUUUAAGGACCUUGUUGGAACAGAAAAGGCCAUUUUCUCCAAUUGCUUCUCAAUAAAUUCCUAUGGAGUGUUGCUUUGAAUGUGUCCUACUGUGUAGCUACUAGUCUGCAUUUGGCAUUAUUAUCCUAAUUGUUAAAUUAUGUAACAGGGAUGAAAGGACAUGAAACAAAAAGCACUCUUCUCUCCUCUCUGUUCGUGUUCCUCUCUUGUCACGGAUGACUAGAUGAUAUGAAAGAUGCUGAGUGGUGUCGGUGGUUGGCUCUGAUUGGAUCAGGAGGAGGACCUGAUGAACCUCCCUUUACUGAGAACAUUUUGUACAUGGAUCUCACUGUUGAUAUUCUACCGGACGCUGCAAAAAAUGCUCCGGGACAUUUGUUAGUGUUUGUGUGUCAAAGCAUGUUACUUGAAAAUGUGCUGAAAUAGGUCUAAGAUAAUGUUCCUGUCCACAUUAUUCACCAAUAGUCGUGUUUAAUGUUUUCUUGUGGGUAAUAGCUUAUUCUUUUUACAUUUUGUACCUGCCACCACGUAAUUUGUCACACAGUAAUGCCUCAUUUAUCACGGUUAUUGCUUCUACAGCCAGCCGUGAUAAGUGAAUUUCCAGGAAGUAGGAUUCCGUGUUUAUAAAUGGAAUAUUUUUGUAGUUAGAGCAUACAAAACAUGUUUAUGACCUUCUAAAUACAGUUUUUAACAUUAUUAGAGCUCUCUAGGCACCAAAUAACACCUUAAUAACCCCUUUACAUUCAUAUUAGUCAAUAUACUUGUAGUAGAUAUAAUCAGAGAAAAUAAGCCAUUUAAAACAUAAAUAACACUCAUGCUUGUGUGUGUUGCAGUAAAUGUGCUUCAGAUGUGUGGAGCACAAGUGACUUCUGUGGUCCAGGGUUGAGUGUUAGCAUGACAUAGGUUACAGACACAAGAGUGGCCCGUGUUUUAUUAUGAUUAUUAUUAUUACAAUUAUUACAUUAUUAUUAUUG
Molecule: messenger RNA, 19727 nt
Organism: Dunckerocampus dactyliophorus (ringed pipefish)
Lineage: Eukaryota; Metazoa; Chordata; Actinopteri; Syngnathiformes; Syngnathidae
Exons: 1
Coding region: 3411-5735 (774 amino acids)
Source: RefSeq, a predicted model, not a curated record